CAAAUCCGAAGGAGUGUCAAAUUGAACUUUUCGAAGGUCGAACGCAAAUUUUAAUCAAAUUUGUCGAAAAAAAUUCAAAAAUAUGGACCGAGGGCUUUCUGCCGGCGAGCAGAAGCUUGCGGAGAAACUGAUUAUUUUAAAUGAACGUGGAAAGGGCAUGUUAACACGAAUUUAUAACAUAAAGAAAGUGAGUUUGUCAAAUUAUGUGAUGAUUGUAUAUAUCGAAGAAUGCACUAGAUAAAUUGCUAUUUUUAAUGCUAUUUUGUAAAUGAAAGCUUAAUUGUUUAGGGGUGUAUGGUUAUAGGUCUAUGAUUUAAUAAUUUGUUGAAUACGAAUGAAUUAAGCUUUUAUUUCUGCACCAAAGGGGCUGUUUAUAAAUUGUAUAUAAAGGUUGAUACAAAUUGUAAACAAUCCCUCGAACAAUCCGGAAAUUCUACUAGUGUUUUAAUACUACAGGAGGAAACCUGAACUUUUGAACUGUAGGACUGACUUUAUUUAUACUGGAUAACUCUAACAGUUCUAAAUUGUUCUCCCCAGAGGUCCAGUAAGAGUCACCCUUAUUGUCUAAUGUGAGGCAGUGUUUCUACAGAAGGAAACCAAUUAACUUCGAUGAAACCUUAUAAUAAAACUGUAUUACCACCAGUGUAAUAUGUUGAUAGUAACAAACUGUAACACAUCAUUACAUGAGAAUAUAACCUGUGUUCAGCCCGAAUCCUAGCCUACAUAUAUCACAGCCACCUGAUGAUCUCAUUUGAGGAACGAGACAGUCAGGCAGCUUACUUGCACAGCUAGAGCAACAAAAAACCUGCUUUUUGUGAGCUGAUGUUACUACCAUUUAUCUCAAAUAUUAUUCCCUCAUGCUUGUGGGAGCAAACGAGAAGUACUGCACAUCCUCAGUUUAGUUCAUCUGCUCCCACAAGCAAUAAGCUAAUAUUUUGUAAUAAAAGUGCGAAGAAACGCAAGCUAAAUUCAAAAUAAAUAGUGAUAGGCAAUACCAGGAUUUUUAAUUUGAUACUUAUACUUUGAUGCUCGGUAUUGAUUUAUUUUGAUGCCAAAAUAAACACAAAAUUUCUAUUCUUGAUACCACAUUUUCAAUAUUAAGAGUUAUUUUAGUGGUUUAUGAGUCGUAUUCAACCAAGAAGUGAUAAGUUAAAAUUAAACAAUUUGUCUAAAAAAGAGUGCAAGUAUUGAACAAUAUCACAUCAGUAAUUGAUACCGAUACCGCUGUUUGUGGUAUCACUGGUAUCGAAUACCGAGUACUUGGUAUUGCCCAUCACUAAAAAUAAAUUCAACAUAAAUUUGAUAUACAACCAUAUUCAAAGAUUUUAUCAAUGUACACAUGUAUGACAAGUGUUAACGCAUGAUUGGUCAUAGUUAUGAUGAAGUUUCUAGAGCAAGUCCAAUUGUCAUUUGUGAUAUUGGUUGUUGGAAUAUUGGCAAAUUUUCAUAUCGAUACAUGACUAUUUCUAACAAUUUUUAACUAUUUAGCAAUGUUCAGAUCCGAAGUCCAGACCAGCGUUUUUGACCGACAAACCGUUGGAAGCUACGAUAAAAACCAUUGUACGAAAGUUUCCCAAUUUUGAAAGUCAUUUAAAGGUAAGGUAGUGUCUGAAGAGUUUUAUGUUCUUUUAAAUUCUCGAGAUUUCUACAUAUAUGACUAAGAGGAAUUUAUAGUCACUCUGCCACGACAGACUGCUUGAAACAUAAUACCCCACCAACGGAGCCACAUGCAAUUAAAGAAAAAUGUUAUUAUUUCAGGGUCAGACUCAACCGAUUCAAGGCCAAGAGAAAGACAUUGUAAAAGGAUUAUCAAAUUACUAUUACACCUUUGUUGAUGUUAUGCAGUUUAAAGUGAGAAGUUUUGAAAUUUUAUUUUUUAUUUCAAAUUUUGUGUUUUGCUUGACAAAUUCCACAUCACCACCAUUGUUUCACUAUCAUCAUCACCAUCAUCAUCACCAUCAUCAUCAUCACCACCAUCAUCAUCACCACCAUCACCACAAUCAUCACCAUCAUCCACCAUCACCACUACUAUCAAUAUCAUCAUCCACCAUCAUCACCACCAUCAUCACCAUCAUCACCAUCAUCAUCCACCAUCAUCCACCACCACUAUCAAUAUCAUCAUCUACCAUCAUCACCAUCACCACCAUCAUCCACCACCACUAUCAAUAUCAUCAUCUACCACCAUCACCACCACCACUAUCAAUAUCAACAUCCACCAUCACCAUCAUCAUCCACCAUCAUCAUCCACCAUCACCACCAUCAUCCGCUAUCAAUAUCAUCAUCCACCAUCAUCACCAUAAUCAUCAUCAUCACCAUCACCAUAAUCAUCAUCAUCACCAUCAUCCACCAUCACCACCACUAUCAAUAUCAUCAUCCACCAUCAUCAUCAUCAUCAUCACCAUCAUCCACCAUCACCACCACUAUCACCAUCAUCAUCCACCAUCAUCACCAUCAUCAUCCACCAUCAUCCACCACCACUAUCACCAUCAUCAUCCACCAUCAUCACCACCACCACCAUCAUCAUCACCACCACCAUCAUCAUCACCCCCACCACUUAACUAAAUUAUUUUAAACAUUUGGUUUCAGGAUCACACAAGUGAAAUACUGACAAUGAUUGAUGCAAGUUUUGUCAACUUUGACAUUGUAAGUAAACUACCAUGAGUAAAACUACCAUCGCCACUUUACUGGUUACUGUAAGUCUGCAACACAGUAAUAGAACUGUAAGUCUAUAACUGGGUUAAAAUAAUAGAACUAUGAAGUGUUAUAUAAAUGGAAUGUUUAAGAAGUUUGUUUUUCCUUCUUGUUUUCAGUCCUUAAAUUUCGACUUAACAAGAGCAUAUCUUGAUCUGAUUGUGACCUAUGUCUCUCUGAUGUUGCUCAUUGCCCGCGUUGAAGACCGUAAAGCUGUCCUAGGAUUGUUUAAUUAUGCAUAUGAAGCUCAGAAUGGACGAAG
Molecule: messenger RNA, 2953 nt
Organism: Paramuricea clavata
Lineage: Eukaryota; Metazoa; Cnidaria; Anthozoa; Malacalcyonacea; Plexauridae
Source: the annotation of a GenBank genome assembly